Molecule: messenger RNA, 1532 nt
Organism: Ornithodoros turicata
Lineage: Eukaryota; Metazoa; Arthropoda; Arachnida; Ixodida; Argasidae
Exons: 4
Coding region: 218-973 (251 amino acids)
Source: RefSeq, a predicted model, not a curated record
CACGACUCCUGCCCCAUUCGCCACGUGGUGUCUGCACCUGAAAGUGCUUCCUGUGUUAUUUGUGCAGACGGAUGGACCUUGCCCAGCUUUCUCUUAGUUUUCUUGAUAGUUGUGGUGUCUUCAGCGUCGCGUUCCUCGACAGGUGUGUUUGUGCUGUGAUUCUGACUCUGCCUUGAGCUCUGAACGUGCACUGCAUGACUUGUUACGCCACUACAAAAUGCGAGAGCAACUUUGGCAACGAGAUCUGCCUUGGACCGUGCCUUGGAAUACAGAGCCGCGGAGAAGCCUUGCUCCUGGAAGGAUUUUUAUCCCGAAUUUAUACAUAGAUGCACGGAAGCGGACGCCGCUUUUGUUCCAGUUCCGGCGAAAUGCGGUGCGGACGAAGGAACUUUCUUUCCAGCGAAACCGGAGGAAAACCGUUCCGUUCGACGAUCUCAAAGUGAAGGUUCUCGCGAAGCUAGACGAAGGCUUCGACUCGCUAAAAUUUCUCCAACGGCUCGGCGAGGUCCAGAUGAGCGAACCGAACUUCAGUGCUCUCAUUCAGGUUUGCAACGACUACUUGUGGACGAAAACAACCGUGGAACGCGCCUUCCGAAAGUUCCCGCGGAAUCAAGCCACCGUUUCUGAAAAGAAGAUCUUCCGGGAUGUACUCAUCCAGCUGUACAAGUACAUCACCAAGAGCAUCAUCAUGCUUCUAACACAGGUUGGACUUCGAUGUCCGCAGAAUGCCACCGCGGAACUGGGAAACGUACUGGAGUUACUUCUGAAAAGCGUUCAGUGUAUCGCCCAUCACGAGAGUUUGCGCGUAACGGUUAGUAAGUUCCCUGCAAUGAACGUCCGGCUAUUGGUCAAGGGUGCUCGUGCCAGAGACGCUGAACUUGACUUUGUGUCUGUCAUGAAAGCGAUGAAAAAAGAACUACUCCAACGAAGAAACACUAUCAAAGCCAGUUCCUGGUUGCCGUUUAUAGUGUGACUAUAUACAGUGCUUUAUGAGGGAGUGAAAUGGACGACGGCUCAGGAAACAGGACCUUCUUGACCCUGUCAAUCGCCCUAUGUCUGAAAACUGUUGUGUAUGUGAAUGUGAUAUGUACAUAUACGUGAUUUUGUUGUUAUAACGUUGUCUUCCACAAUUCGGGAUACUAUAAAUCCGAGAGCGGCCAAGGCUUGUUGUCGACGGUGAGGAUCCAGACUUGGAAGGGGACGGAACCUCAUGAUGCUGGAACCACACAGAACCACAGGAGAGCCUAGCUAUUGCCUAGCUAUAGGAGCGUACGUCCCAGUAAAAGUGCAGAAUGCUACCUUAUAUGCAGCGGUGUACUACCAUACAGGCACAAGCUGCAAAAUACGCCGUUUUCCUGUUUGUGGUGGCGUCGUAUCAACUGCGUGCGCCUUGGCACCCUUGCCCUGUGCCAUAUUCGUUUUGUCUGGCUGAGGUACGACAUUUCUGAACGCACACGGUGAAAUGCAAGAGUAUGGCAAGAUGUAUCCGUUCGCCUGAUUCUUACACGAUUAAUAAACCUCGGCUGACUUUU